GUCCACAGGGCGUUCUUGUCCAGUGAAUCACCAAUCAACAUCACCGCGCGGCUCGGUAUAAAUACAUGGCGGUGGACAACAGUCCCUGCUGCACUUCAUCAACUGGGAAGGCUUCAAGGCUUUAUCUGAGGUUUUUGCUGGUUUUUACAAAAUGAGGGUCUUCAGCUCUGUGGCGGUUCUUGCUCUUCUAUGUGUCCUAUCAGAAAGCAUUUUGCCUCCUUCCAAAGAAGACCUCGGUCAGAUCUCGCUCCAGGGAGAGAAGUAUCUGGACAAGCAGAUUGAGAAUGCCAUCACAGGGGUGAAGGAGAUGAAGUCGGUGAUGGAAAAAUCAGGAGAGGACCACAAGAAGUUCCUGUCGGCCCUGGAGAAAACCAAACAGGAGAAGGAGGAGGCUCUGAAGAGCGCUCAAGAAAUGGAGACGAAGCUGGAAGAGGAGCAGGAGGUGUGCAAUGAGACCAUCAAGGCCCUGUGGGAGGAGUGCAAGCCCUGUCUGAAGAACACCUGUGUCAAGUUCUACUCACGCACCUGCUCCAGUGGCUCUGGCCUGGUAGGCCGACAGUUGGAGGAGGUUCUGAACAGGACGUCUCCAUUCUCCAUCUGGAUCAACGGCGAGAACAUCGACACACUGGCCCGGGAGGACCAACAGCAGAGCCGUGAGUUCCAGAACCUGGAGAAGCACUAUUCAGAGGUGUCCGAGGGUGUGGAUAGCAUCUUCCACGACAGCAUGCAGGUGUUCGACCGCAUGCGCUCCUUCCACCACCCGAUCUUCAACAGCCCCUUCGGCCGUCAGCGUGUCUACCGGUCCCCUCUGUCGGACCCGCACUUCCACGGAUUCCAGAGCAUGUUCCAGCCAAUGAUGGAUAUGGCUCGGAACAUGUUUCAGUCUAUGGGGUCACACAUGGGCAGUGAUGGGGACUUUGGGUUCAACCCAUCUGGAGGUAACGAAAGCACGAACGAGGAUGUUGUCAUCACUAAACCCUUCGGGAACGACCGCAUGACCUGCAGGGAGAUUCGGAGGAACUCGGCUGGCUGCAUCAAGCUCAAGGAGGAGUGUGAGAAAUGCAAAGCUAUCCAGCACAUCGACUGUUCUGGAAAGAAACCUCUGGAAGGCCCCCUGAAAGAGCAGCUGGAGCAGGCUCUGGAGAGGGCUGAGAGGUUCACGCAGGAGUACAACAGACUCCUGCGCAAGUUCGAGGAGGAGAUGUUCAACACCUCCAGACUGCUGGACAUGUUUAACAAGCAGUUUGGCUGGGUCUCUACUCUGGCUAACAACACCGAGACCAAAGAUGGCUUCUUCCAGGUCAAAACGAUCUUGAACAGGAGCAAUGAGGAAUCUAAAGAGCCGGGUGACACCAACGUCUCGGUACAGCUGUUCGAUGCUCCCCCAAUGACCUUUACCGUGCCCGGGGACAUCCCAUGGAGUGACCCCAAGUUCUCCGAGGUGGUGGCACAAGAGGCACUGGACCGCUACAAACAGACCACCGUGUGAGUUCUCUCAGCCCCUCCAGAGAACAGUGUUGGGGUCGUCAAGUAGACGUCAUCAGUGCCAGGUGACAGCUGCAGCUGUGGUGGUGUUUUCCAAAUGUUUCCUUGGCAAGGAUGGGUAGGGGAAAAAAAUAACAAGAACAAUCUUCAAGGAGCUUAGUAGAACGGCGUUCUUCAGCAUUAGGGGUUAGUGUACCAGUUCAUGCUAUUAGCAUUCUACCCUCUCCUUCUAGAAAUUCAGCAUGAUUCCUGCUCCAAACCUUAAACCUUGAAAGACAAUGAUCACAUUUCAUAACCACCUUGUAAACCUCUCUAGAUAUAUAGGGAUUGCUCUGUGGGACCCAAGGACAAUGUAUACAUGCUUCCAUUCCUUUUUUCCACUAUGUGAUGGAUACUGCACUAGUUUGAGAUUCAGUUUUGAAUUCAAAAUGUGAUUUAUGUGGCCAUAAAAAGGGUGAAUGCACACUGCUUGAGGUUGGGGAACUUCUACUCCUUUGACAAUAAAGCUAUGUGUACAACAA
Messenger RNA from Alosa alosa (allis shad), 2006 nucleotides. It is a transcript of the gene clu, whose product is annotated as clusterin. The transcript has 9 exons. The coding region runs from base 152 to 1489 and encodes 445 amino acids. NCBI's taxonomy places the organism in Eukaryota, Metazoa, Chordata, Actinopteri, Clupeiformes, Clupeidae. The record is from RefSeq and is a predicted model, not a curated record.